This is a messenger RNA of Penicillium alfredii, 1062 nucleotides long. Its product is annotated as translation initiation factor eIF2B subunit alpha. Gene Ontology annotation, biological process: translational initiation. NCBI's taxonomy places the organism in Eukaryota, Fungi, Ascomycota, Eurotiomycetes, Eurotiales, Aspergillaceae. The record is from RefSeq and is a predicted model, not a curated record. The transcript is spliced from 2 exons. Gene Ontology annotation, cellular component: eukaryotic translation initiation factor 2B complex. Gene Ontology annotation, molecular function: translation initiation factor activity; guanyl-nucleotide exchange factor activity. Bases 1 to 1062 code for a protein of 353 amino acids.
AUGGCAACCUCGUCGGAUGCGGCUGCGGCCGAUGUGACAAAACCGUUCGACAUCGUCGCAACGUACAAUGAGCUCCUCCGCUCCGACCCCGACCUCACCAUGCCCAUCGCGGCCAUUGAAGCUCUGGUGCUUCUGCUCACUCACUCGGCCUCGUCCACGAUAUCGGAAACUCUCGAUCUCUUGGAAAAGUCCACCGCCCACCUGAAGAAAGCCAUCCCGAACCCCAUCGGUCUCUCCGCCGGAACCGAUCUCUUUCAACGAUACCUGAUCACGACGUUACAACGGCCGGGGCAGCUGGGUCCUGCUGGAGACUUUAAGGCUAUCCGGACACAUCUUCUCUCGAAUGGGCGACUGUUCAUCCGUCGCGCCAAAGAGAGUCGACACAAAAUCGCGGCUUUCGGGCGAGGGUUUAUUCGCGACGGCAGCACGGUGCUUACAAACGGUGGCUCGCGAGCCGUCGCAUCACUACUGCAGAAAGCUGCAGAUGACGAGGGUGGACCGUCAGCAGUGCGAUUUCGCGUCAUCUACGUUCUUUCAUCGACCAGUCAAACCCUUGGACAGUCUUCUGAAGAGCCCGAAGGCAUGGAAACGGUUCGGGCUUUGAGAGAGAAGGGCGUUCCAGUUGCGACGAUCCCAGAGUCGGCGGUGGCAUAUGCCCUUGGGAAAGCGGAUAUGGUUAUUGUGGGUGCAGAGGGCGUCGUGGAGAAUGGCGGGAUUGUCUCGCGCAUGGGAACCUACCAGAUCGGCCUGCUCGCCAAGGCAAUUGGCAAACCAUUCUACGUAGUGGCGGAAAGCCACAAGUUCGUUCGACUGUAUCCCCUUGGCCAGUACGAUCUGCCCAUCGAGCAACGCGUCAUUGAGUUCCAGUCGGAGGAGGAUAUUGCCGAGGAAAACAAGCAACAAGCAGCCAAGACCGACGCAAACGCAGAGACUCCGAUUGAGCUGCCCCUCUGUGAUUCUGUGGAUUUCACUCCACCGCAUUUGAUUUCGGCGCUGAUUACGGAUAGCGGCGUUCUGACCCCCAGCGCCGUUAGUGAGGAGCUGAUCAAGAUCUGGUUUUGA